AUGGCAUUUGCUGGCAAUUUUGACAUCUUGCAUGAUCUGCUGAUGGAUUCAGACAUAAGUGAUGAAUCCAGUAUUCAUGAAGCUGGAGGUAUGUGUAAUGAAAUGGCAAUAUCUGGGAAUGGAAUGGGAAUGGGGCCAAAUUCACAUUCAUCAACCAUCGCAUCGUGCGCUCCCCCUCCCUCUGACCCCAUCCCUGAGGCUGAACCCCAUGUUUCAUCUGAAAUAGACGACGCGGACGUGAUUCCAUCCAGUACGUAUACUUCCGGUGUCUCCGAUUUAAGAAAUUAUAUAAUGAGUAAAAGAAAUGAAAAUACUGUUAAGAAAACUGAGGGAUGUAUUAAAAGAUUUCAAGAGUGUAUUCAGUCUCCUCCUAGGUAUGACAGCAGGGACAUUCUUCAGAUUCUGCCAUUUGAACUAGAUAUAUACAUUGGUGGUUUUUUGCUUUCUCUUCAGAAGAAUGAUGGUUCUAAUUAUGAACCUGAUACCCUAACCAGCUUUCACAGGGGCAUCGACCGCUAUCUGAGGGAAAAUGGUUAUCUUGUCAACAUUCUAACCUCAGAUUUAUUCAGCACAAGUCGACAGGUACUUCAAUCUCGACGGAAAGAGUUAAAACAGAAAGGGCUUGGGAACCGACCCAAUAAAGCCGAACCUGUCAGUGAAAAUGAGGAGGAAAUGUUGUGGGAAUGCGGUCAGCUUGGUCACGGCAACCCACAUGCUUUGCUGAACACAGUAUGGUUCAAUAACACUAAACUUUUGGGGUUCAGGGGAUGUGAUGAGAACAGACAAUUGAAAUGGGGAGACAUAGAAUUAAAAAGAGAUGAAAAUGGGUCAGAAUACCUAGAAUUUAACGAAAGAACAACAAAAACAAGAGGCGGAAACAGUACUCACGUAAGAUCAUUUAAUCCGAAACAGUUUCAAAAUCCUGAAAUUAAGUGGCGAUGUCCAAUCGAAGCCUACAAAUUGUACGCCAAGCACCGUCCUCAGGCCAUGAAUACACCGGAGUCUCCAUUUUAUAUCGCUGUCAAUCAGAACAGCACUGGUGGAAAGUGGUUCAAAAACCAGCCAGUUGGAAGAAACAAACUCGGUGUAAUGAUGAAAACAAUGGCAAGUAACGCCGGUCUUACUGGAAAAAAACCAACAACCAAUCCUUGAGAAAAACACUGUGUACAAAACUCCUCCAUUCCGGCGUUGCUCCUACGACUAUUAUGCAAUUAUCUGGUCACAAAAACGUAAAUAGUGUAAAUAAGUAUGCCGUAGCUUCCUUUAACCAACAACGUGAAAUGUGCGAAACUCUUCAAAACGUGAAGAAGUCUGCUAUAUCUUCCAGUGUAACAUCCACAGUAUCACGUAGGCCAAUGGCGGAAACAUCACACAGUCAAAACCUACCAGCCGUCACAACUUGUCCCCGUGAGAAAGAGGUGCAAAAUCUUGCGACGGGAAUG
This is a messenger RNA of Pecten maximus, 1442 nucleotides long. RefSeq lists its product as uncharacterized. Bases 1 to 1152 code for a protein of 383 amino acids. The transcript has a single exon. The record is from RefSeq and is a predicted model, not a curated record. NCBI's taxonomy places the organism in Eukaryota, Metazoa, Mollusca, Bivalvia, Pectinida, Pectinidae.